Messenger RNA from Gavialis gangeticus (Gharial), 7190 nucleotides. It is a transcript of the gene PPFIBP2, whose product is annotated as PPFIA binding protein 2. Gene Ontology annotation, cellular component: presynaptic active zone. The transcript has 25 exons. The record is from RefSeq and is a predicted model, not a curated record. Gene Ontology annotation, biological process: neuromuscular junction development. Gene Ontology annotation, molecular function: protein binding. NCBI's taxonomy places the organism in Eukaryota, Metazoa, Chordata, Crocodylia, Gavialidae. The coding region runs from base 616 to 3129 and encodes 837 amino acids.
UCUUUUGUAAGAACAGGCAAGCAAUUCAAAGUGCAGGGCUUAGUUUUAGACUUAGCCCCAGCUUGAAAUAAACUGAGAAACUGAGUAGUGCUAUGAUAAACACAGAGUAAAACAGAGACAGGAAAUGGGGGGUCUUUGGGUAAUGAGUUCCAGCCACUCUUGAAACAGAAAGCCAGAGAAGGCAUUACUUGAAAAUAGUUUCUCAGUGACAGCUUAGUAAUUUUUAGCUUGUUCUUUUACCAUUAAAAGGGAAUGGUUAUUGCAGGUUUAGACUGCUAUUUUUCCAGAGACUGACUGGCAUGAUAUAUCUUUUGAAGCCGUUUAGAAUGAUAUUGCUGCUUGUUGCUAAAUGUGAUCUGCACUAAAACAAACAGAUGCUCAGUCUGAAGUUUGUACAGUUGUGUGCUGCAUAUACAUCCGUCGGAAGCAUUCGGGAGAAGUCUGAGGGACAGACUCAGAAGAUUUAAAUAACGUCUGAACAUGGAUCCAUGUUUUUAGAUGUGAGGGAAGGAAUAGGAAGAAAUCACAGUUGAGUUCUUCAGAACAAAGCUUUAUCCCCAACCCAAAUAGUUGCUCUUAAACCUGGAAAUAUAAUUGCUGAGAUGGGCCCAAAGCAUGGAUGGUGAGAUUGAUAUUUACAAGCACUUUACGUGGCUAAAGAGGUCUCAGGUGAAUCAUCAUUCUUCAGCUAAUAAUGAAACCUAUCAAGAACGAUUGGCACGAUUAGAAGGUGAUAAAGAAUCCCUCAUAUUGCAGGUGAGUGUCCUCACAGACCAGGUGGAAGCUCAAGGAGAGAAAAUUCGGGACCUAGAAGUCUGUCUUGAGGGACAUCAGCUGAAACUUAAUGCUACUGAAGAAAUGCUUCAACAGGAGCUGCUAAGCCGAACGUCACUAGAGACUCAGAAACUAGAUCUAAUGGGAGAAGUUUCGGACCUGAAGAUAAAGCUGGCUGGUAUGGAGAAGGAACAGAGUGAAUAUGAAGAGAAGCAGAAUAAAGCUGAGAGCCUGCUACAGGAACUCAAACAUCUCAAAGGAAAAGUGGAAGAGCUGGAAAACGAAAGAACCCAAUAUGAAUGGAAAUUAAAAACGACCAAAGCUGAAAUUGCCCAGCUUCAAGAGCAGCUGGCCCUCAAAGAUGCGGAAAUUGAACGUUUACAGAGUCAGCUCGCUAGGACGUCAGCACAUAAUGAGAUUGCAGAAAGAGAGGAAGUUUAUAGGAGAAGGCUAAAAGAGAAACAUCAAGAAGUUCAGCGACUGAAGAUAGGAAUGGAAUCGUUACUGGCUGCAAAUGAAGAAAAGGAUCGUCGAAUAGAAGAGUUAACAGUGUUGCUAAGCCAGUACAGAAGGGUGAAGGAGAUAAUGAUAGCAGCCCAUGGCUCAUCGGACAGAGUUCUGUCUGGUGGUAGUGAAGAGGAACUUGAAACAAGCUUGAGGAAGUGGAAUCCUGUGACUAAACCCCAAGGAGAACUACUUAAAACAGAGGUACCUCCAGCAGAUGUGUCACCAACUCUGGUGUCGCCAGUAACAAAAAAAGCUCUGGAAAUCAGCGGAAGUAUUCCAGUUCCUUCAAAUAACCUAAUUUCUCCACAUGAGGAAUCUUCGGAAAUCAGAAGUAGGGUUCCACAGAAAAAACUGUCAAGUAGUCUAGAGGACUUGCAGAGUGAAUCCCUGGAAAAGUAUGUAGACGGCAAACCAGUAGACCCUGUUGUAGAACAAGAGAAUAAGCCACACGUGAAAAGUAGCAAAUAUCAGACCUUACCUGGGAAGCUGCUUCGACCCACACCUAAUGGAGAUCAUGGAGUUUACAAUACAUCCGCUUCCCCAAACGUAUUUGGAAUGAAUGAUAAUGACGACAGCAGCACAAUGAGCCUGAGAGAAACAGAGAAUGAAGAUGGUACAAUAGCUUCAGAUGAUCUUUCGCCCCUCUGUUCUGGAACAGACACAGGUCUGCAGUCUUCGGUAUCUCCAGACUGUAAAAGGAGUCCAAAAGGCAUCAAGAAAAUCUGGGGAAAAAUAAGAAGAACUCAGUCGGGUAACUUCCCUGCAGAUGAUCUGGGCUUGGCCGAGUUCCGCAGAGGUGGUCUCCGUGCGACAGCUGGACCUCGACUGUCAAGAUCAAAAGAAACAAAGGGGCAGAAGAGUGACACCAAUGCACCCUUUGCCCAAUGGAGUACUGAAAGGGUUUGCAACUGGCUUGAGGACUUUGGUCUUGGUCAGUAUGUUAUUUUUGCCCGGCAAUGGGUGAGCUCUGGCCACACACUUUUAACAGCAACACCUCAGGACAUGGAAAAGGAACUAGGAAUAAAGCAUCCUCUGCACAGAAAGAAAUUAGUUUUGGCCAUAAAAUCAAUAAAUUCAAAACAAGACGAUAAGUCUGCUCAGUUGGAUCAUAUCUGGGUGACACGAUGGCUUGAUGAUAUUGGCUUACCUCAAUACAAAGAUCAAUUUCAUGAAUCCAGGGUGGAUGGGAGAAUGCUUCAGUACUUAACUGUGAAUGACCUUCUCUUUCUGAAAGUCACCAGCCAGCUGCAUCAUCUCAGUAUUAAAUGUGCCAUUCAUGUGCUGCAUGUCAACAAUUUCAAUCCCCACUGCCUACGUAGGAGGCCAGUCAAUGAGAACAUUUCACCUUCAGAAGUAGUUCAGUGGUCUAAUCACAGAGUGAUGGAAUGGCUCAGAUCAGUAGAUCUGGCAGAAUAUGCGCCAAAUCUUCGGGGGAGUGGGGUUCACGGUGGUCUCAUUAUUCUUGAACCUCGCUUCAAUGGCGACACAUUGGCAAUGCUGCUUAACAUUCCACCUCAAAAGACCCUUCUGAGACGCCACUUAACCACUAACUUUAAUGUGCUGAUUGGGCCAGAGGCACAACAAGAAAAAAGAGAAAUCAUGGAAGCCACAGCUUACACGCCUCUCACUACAACUGCAAAAGUUCGGCCAAAGAAACUUGGAUUUUCACAUUUUGGAAACCUAAGAAAAAAGAAAUUUGAUGAAUCUACAGAUUACAUUUGUCCUAUGGAUACAAGUCCAGGUGCAGCUAAUGGUACUCAGAAGAGCUAUGGUGGAUACAAAGGACUUAGUCCACUUUCCUCUGAUAAGGAAUUGGACAAACUGGAUCAGGUGGGACAAACAGAGUGAUGUCAUACUCAUCCCUCAUUCUCCUCAUGCAUUCCAAAGCUUGCAAAUAACAUUGUUACCAUAUAACAAAAUAUGUGCUGCAUCCGCAUGAACUCAUUGAGAACAUAUGGACAUUUUGAAGAGUUUUAUACUGAAAAUGUCACAUUAUCUUUCUAAGUGUAAACCUACCCAUCCAUCUGUAAAUCCUUUUUUCAGAAACAUAAAACCUUUACACUUCGAAGAUCAAUGUAUUUUGCCUGUACAGUUGAGGGUCAUGGUAAAAACAUUUGGUGUUUUUACUUUUAAUUUUCAUAAUUCAUAAAAUACUGCACAGGUAACUCCUUUUUAUCUUUGUAAGUGGCUUAUGAUGUAAUAAAUUUAUUCAGACUACUUUGUACAGAGCUAUCAGGAGACUUCAGUCUCAAAAACUGGACUGUAUAUUUUUAAUAGACUUGUUAGUAGAAGAGAGCAACAGUUUCACUCUUCAUGCAUACAUACAUGUAUGAAUUAAUUAUGCUUAAGCAGUAUAUGUAAAAGAUGCACCACUAAUGAACACUAUUAUCAUUGAAAUAAUAAAAUAAUACUUGAAUAAGUCCAUUUUGCUAUGUAUGUAGUGAUCCCUUUCUUUUGGUAAUAGAAUUGAGUUUAUAUGCCAUACCUCUAAGUAGUCAAAGGCUGAAACCAUGACAACUUUUUGACAUCUUCACUGUGAAAGUCUGUACAAAGUGAUGAAAACCUUCAAAAAGGAGCUACUGGGUACUUGUAUAGACUCUGCAGAGCACAAAAGCCAACCGAGGCAGACCUUUGCCUAGUAUAAAUUGUCAUAACUCCAUCUAUUGUAGUGGAUCAGUGACAUUUUACACCAGCUGAAGAUCUGACUUGGAAGCACUUUUCUCUCUGGAGCAGAAAGCAGUUAAUGAUCACAAAAUUGAAAAGACUAACUGCAACCAUUUUUCACCUGCAUGAUUUUACCACAUCUAACAUCUCAUUUUUGCUCAUCUGAAAUGUAGUGUCUUACUUAAUCUUUUUUUUUUAUUUAAUGGAUGUUUUGCACUGCACUAUUUAGAGGAGGCAGGUGAAAUGAAUGCUUUUUGUAAAGGCAAUAUGGUUCUUAUUUGGGAUCUCUUAUGUUAGUGUUUUCAGAAUAAAAUAUUAAGCAUACAAUGGAAAUGAAAGCGGAUCAAAACCUAAUAGAGUUAAAUGUCUAAUAUCACUAAUCUAAAUGUAGUUUGAUCCUUUUUAGUGACUGAAGGGAUAAGAAAUGUCCAAUUACCUAGAAAACAGUAGCAAGUGAGUGCAUUUACCAAUACUCAUGACCCCCAUUUCAGUUACUCAGUACAAUUGUAGAAGUUGAACCAAAUACAUCUAACAUUAAAGCCUGAUGAAAUUCCACCUUCAGUUAAACAAAUGACAUGGAGAGUACAUAGGUAAGAGUGUACGUAGACAUGCUUGUCUAGUGAAGAAUUAGUGCUUUUAAUGAAUAACAAAUGAACCCCUUGACAUUGUAGGCCAUCUGACAUCAUGAAGAUUGAUAUCCUUUUAUUAGAAUCAGCAAGACAGCAUGCUGGGUUUUUGUAUUGCCUGUCUAGUAGGAAUGCACCACACAAGUUAUUAAAUACAUCUUGAAAUGCUUCUGAAUGUUGUGACUAUGACUGUAACAAGUGCCUAAUUUAGGAAUAUAUCAAUAGGUUCACAUGAAAUACAAUGCUAACUCUGUGGAAUAUAUUUACCAGCUGAUCAAGAACACCGGUUCUCUUGAUGAGAAAUCUGUCUUCCUGUCAUUACUGCAUUUUUAUAGUAUUAUAAGGCGUGUUGGCAUGGUGAUUUUUUCCCCCUUUUGAUUUGUGAGUUUUUGUAUAUUUUUGUUACUUUUUAUAAUAUUCAGAGUAGCAAUUUAUUAUGCCAAGAUUUUCUUUUUCUCAAGUCAGGGACACCUUCCAAAGAUGCAUAUAGAGUCUAAAUAAAAUUGUAGCCAUUGUCUUAUUUGAUCAAGUUGCUGAAUGCUUUUACAGAUGGAACAUUCAGAAGGAACGGUAAUGCAAAUAGGGGCUCUUUCUCAAGGCAUAAACAAUCUCACGAAUAUGCUAAGCCAAGAUGAAAUGCUGAAUGACAAUAGAUUUUUAACACCCACCUUUGAAGACUGGAGAUGAUGUUUCAGCAUGAUCAAGAACACACAUACCUCACGCACACAUCCAGAUAAGUGGCCAAGGAAACUGGGUGCUAUAUGGCAGAAAAUAGCAUAUGCUUUUCUGCUAAUGAGUCAUACUUUAUAUGUCAUUGAUACAGCAACACUUUACAGGUAAAGAAAAAUAUACAGGGUACCCUAAUAAGUAUUUUUACCUAGAUGUUAAAAAGAAAAACUAUGCAAAAUUAUUUCUCAUCCAGAGUUGAGAAACAAAACCAGUAAAAGAUGUCUUUGCAGAUAUAUGGUGAAUAUAUGCACAGCUGAAAGCAAACUUUUAUAAUUUUGUACUUUUAUAAUUUACUUUCCACAUAGGGAUUAAUGUCAGUAGAUUGGCACCAUAGCCACAGGUUCAGAGUCUUCCUGAAUGAAGUAAAAGCAAUGAGGACAAGCCUUUAACAAUUCCAACUGCUCCUUUUCUCCUCGACCAAAUGGUGCAGCAGGUGCUAUCUUGGGGUCUGGCAGACAGCUACAAUGUUUACAGAACUGUUGAUGUAUAGACACGGCUAGUUUAGGAGCUUGAGAAAGCUGUCAGUGGGGGAGCAGGAACUUUGUUCCCUCCUCUUGUACCUCCGUUUGUCUCUGCUUUCUCUGUCCUGCUUAAAACACUGGGAUGGAGAGAGAAGACAGAUAAGCUUUCACACCUUGUGAAUGGCCAGUAGCAAAAGUGAGAUGAUGUAGUGGGCAUGUUCCCAGAAUAGGCCAGGAGGGAAUACAUUAAUCCUUAUUAUGCUUUUUCUCUCUCUGCCUAAAACCAGCAACAAUUAGAAGGACAAUUUGAGACCCUUGGAAAAGAUGAGGGACCCAAAAAGGUUACUUUGUUUAGUUUUUCUUGGUACUUAUUAUAAACACUGAGUGUGCUCAUAGUCAGGGAACAGACCUAACACCCAGCAAAGACAGCCUGCAUGUUGACUUUCUCAGACCAGGGUUCAACACUCCCCCUGCAGUUGCUUUGAAGUGCAUGCAAUGAAACUGGCAGCACAGCAUGGGGUUUGUUGCAAGUGAUGACAGCUCCUUGUACAAAUGGAAAGUUCUAGGAAGUUCUACUGUAUAUAGCCUUCUCCUAUAAAAAGCAAAAUGUAAGGAAGUACUAAUGGGCCAGUGGGCUCUGAACAUUUUGAAGUUGCCUGAACUGUGAGUCAGAGUGGCAUACAGAAUGGAGUUCCCUGAACUCAGAACUAGCAAUUGGAGGUGAUCAGCUGUAAGGCCUUUACCAGCCACUUUCCUUCUGUCACUGAAUUGCUUUCAUGCUACUGUAAGUAAUUAAAUGUAUAUGAACUUUGGAUAGUCACAUGACAGAGAUUUGGCCAGAAACAAGCUGUGAUGUUUGCAUGAGAACCCAGUGAUUUUUUUUUUGUAAACCUUAUGCUGUGUUUUGUUUUAUUUUGUUUCUGCUUCUGUUUGCCGGCUCCCUUCAUUUCAGGUUCAGUCCUUACUGAACAUAUUCCCAUUUGUGACUGUAAAGCCAGGGGGAACUUAAGUGACUUUUUAUGAAGCUUAGUUUGCCACUUCACCUCAGAAAGCUUUUGUAUAAAUGUUAAUUAUAGGAAUUAAAGCAGCUAUUUUCCACCAUGUCUAUUCUUGCUGUAUAAAGGAUAUGGCGAAAUUGUUUAAUUUAUAUACUUGACAAAGACUGGGAUUUCCAUGGGGAAGUCCCAUUGGAGUUAGUGGGAUCAGUUACACCUCCACUCAGUGCUUUCAAAAGGCAAGGAGUAUUAAUUAUCAGCACAGCGGACACUAAGCAUCUGAAAUGAAAUGUUCAGUGAUGAAUUAACCCACAAAGGCAGGAAUAGUGACUCAAGUGAUACCAUUACCAGUGCAAGAGAGGAAAGCAGUGUUAUACUGCUGACAUAUUUCCAGGAGGCCUGACUGGAUUUUUUUUCUAAUUUAACACUUUAAA